Impatiens glandulifera is the source of this 1466-nucleotide messenger RNA. RefSeq names its product protein NEGATIVE GRAVITROPIC RESPONSE OF ROOTS-like. NCBI's taxonomy places the organism in Eukaryota, Viridiplantae, Streptophyta, Magnoliopsida, Ericales, Balsaminaceae. The record is from RefSeq and is a predicted model, not a curated record. Gene Ontology annotation, biological process: gravitropism; regulation of growth. The transcript is spliced from 5 exons. Bases 244 to 1167 code for a protein of 307 amino acids.
UUAUAACAAACUGCCCAAUCACUUCCAUCCUCCUCCUAGGACAUAGACCAUCACAUGUACUACUAACUAGCUAUAAUACACUAGACUCAGAGUGACGGUGAAUAAGUGACAGAGAACAAAAAACAGAGACAGUCUUCUUCUUCUUCAUCUUUAUAAUUAACAUCCAAAUCCCUUUCAUCUGAUUGGCUUGUGGGAUCUCUGUUGUUUCUCAAUCCAACAUCCAUUCUCCCCUAUCUGCAGAUAAUGAAGCUUUUCAGCUGGGUACACAACAGGAUCCUCAAUGGAGGAGGAGGAGGAGGAGGAUCACCUCCUCAUCAUCAGACAAAGAAGAAGCAUUCAUCUCCAACUAAUUCUUCUAUAUCUAUUUCAGAUGAUAACAUCCGCAUUCAAGAACAACAAGGAGAGACCCAUGACUGUCAUUCCUCCUCCCGCUUCUUUUUGUCCAUUGGAACUCUCGGAAACAAAUGCCCCCUAGCUUCUGAUGCCCUCAUUCACCCGGAAGACGACGACGACAACAAUGAUACUUCUUAUAACCUAGACAAUGACAACAACAACGAUAAUGAUGAUGAUGACAACGAUCUGUCCAAUUUCACACUGGAAGAAGUUGGACAACUCCAAAAAGAGUUGAAAAAACUCUUGAAAAGAAAAUCAUCUUCCAAAAUCUACCAUCAUCUCUCAUCAGACGAAUCCGUAAACUUCCCUACUUCAAUCUUGGAGGUGGACCACAUAAUUUCCAACAAACACGGAGGAGGAGGAGGAGGAGAAAAAGAAGAAGCGGAAGAAGCUCUUGAUCGCACGAUCAAACUGAUAAUAGAUAGAUGCAGAGAUGUUUGCAAGGAGAGCAAACGAGGAAAGAGUAUUGGAAAGAGAUCUGUCUCUUUCCUUAUAAAGAAGAUGUUUAUGUGCACGAAUGGCUUUAAGCCUUCUCCCAGAAGCUUCAGGGAUAAUGCACCAUUCCAAGAAUCAACAUUAAUGGACAAGCUAAUAAGAACAAUGCUCUCAAAGAAGAUACAUCCGCAGAGCUCUUCUCCUUCACCAUCAUCAAUAAAGAAACGUUUGGAGGAAAAACCUAGUUCAAAUUCUGAGUCUCAAGUAGUGGAGACAAAGAGUGAAUCAGGAUCCAAAUGGGUGAAGACCGAUUCAGAAUAUAUUGUAUUGGAGAUCUGAAAGAUGCUUGCCACCUUGAAUCAAAUUGAAAGCAAGAGGACGUGCUUCUUUUUUCUUUUUCUUUUUUUUGAGUGCCAUCAGAGAUAAGGAGGACAGACCAGUUUUUCUCUCCAGUUUGGUUAGGAGAAAGAUAUCAAACUGACUGCCUCUCUUUUCUUUUUCUUAGCUCUGGAUGGAUUCUAGUAGUAGUACCAGACACUCCUCUCUCUUUUUUUUUCAUGGUUGUAUUAUAUCUUAGCAUCUACCAAUCUUGAUCUCCUCCUAGUAUAGUUUAUGAAGAAACGUUUGUGAUUGUGUAA